CGUUGGUUCCCUCCACGCCGUUGUCAUUUUGACUGAGAUGCACGAGUACCAUUGAGCAGGGAUAUGUCUGAUCCCAUAUCCCUGCACCACAUGUACCGCUUUAGCGUCUAGUUUGACUGAGCUGGAAUCUUCUGGAAUUCGAGUUUUCGUCGGAAUUUUAAGUUGCUGUUAGUCGGAACACCCUUGGCACAACCAGCAUGGGCAUGGUGGACCCAGAAUUCCGGGGGGUGGGCCAGAAGGAGGGGCUCAGGAUAUGGCGCAUCGAACAGAUGAAAGUGGCCAAAAUCCCCGAGAAGGAUUACGGCCACUUCUUCAUGGGCGACUCCUACAUCUUGUUGCAUACGAAGUCUUCAGGAGGUGGCUUUGUGUGGAACAUUCAUUUCUGGCUUGGGAAAGAAACAUCUCAGGAUGAGGCAGGCGUGGCAGCGUACAAGACGACAGAGUUGGAUGACCACCUGGGCGGGUCUCCCACUCAGCAUCGGGAGGUGCAGGAAGCUGAGUCUAAGCUCUUCCUCUCCUACUUCAAGCAGAUCGUCUACGAGAAAGGUGGCGUUGCCUCAGGAUUCAGGCAUGUGGAGAGGAACAAGCACGACCCCAAACUGUCAAAGGUCAAAGGCAAGCGCAAUGUCAGGGUCAUCCCGGUUGACUUGACGUGGGACUCCUUCAACAACGGUGAUGUGUUCAUCCUUGAGCUGAACCAGAAGAUCUAUGUGUGGUGUGGUUCCAAGGCUAACCGGCAGGAGAAACUGAAGGGUGGAGAGUAUGCUAAAAGGGUCCGGGAUGACAUGUAUGGAGGCAAGGCUCACAUUGUGUACCUUGAAGAGGGAGAGACCUUGCCCGAAGACAUCACCAAGGCCCUGGGCCCUCCGCCGAAAAGCUUCAAAGACUCGCCAGAAGAAGACGAAACCUUUGCCCGGAAAAAUGUCGCCAAUACCAAGUUGUACCAUGUUACUGAUGAGUCAGGUGCCCUUGUUGUCACGGAGAAAGCUGUGUGUCCACUGACCCAGGAUCUGCUGGACUCCAAUGACUGUUACAUCAUCGACCAAGGCAGCGCCGGUAUUUACGUCUGGAAGGGCAAAUCGGCCACUCAACAGGAGAAAGUCAGGGCCAUGAAGAAUGCCGAGGGGUUCAUAAAAGCCAAGCAGUACCCCAAGGGCACCCAGAUCACUGCUGUCGGCGACGGCGGUGAGCCAACCGCAUUCAAGUACAUCUUUAAGAACUGGCGGGAGAAGAACGCCUCUCAGAUAGGCGUGGUCAGAUCUCCCAGGGGCAACAUUGCCAGGGUAGAAUACAAGAAGUUUGACGCUACCAGCCUCCACAAAAAGAGUACCGGUGAUUUUGAGGCGGACCCAUCCCUGGCUGCAACGCACGGCAUGCCAGAUGACGGAACUGGCACGAUCAAGAUUUGGCGCAUUGAGGAUUUUGAAAAAGUGGAGUUGGACCCCAGCCUGUACGGGCAGUUCUUUGGCGGUGACAGCUACGUGAUCCUGUACACGUAUAAGGUGCGAGGACGGGAGCAGUACAUCAUCUACUUCUGGCAGGGCCAAGAGUCCUCUCAAGAUGAGAAGGGGGCUUCGGCCAUCCACGCCCAGGAGCUGGAUGAUUCCAUGGGCGGAGCCCCGGUCCAGGUGCGCGUGGUGCAGAACAAGGAGCCACGCCACUUCCAGAUGAUCUUCAAAGGCAAGAUGAUCAUCCACAUGGGAGGCAAGGCUAGCGGCUUCAAGAACCGUCAAGAGCAAGACAAGGCCGAGUCCACGGCAAGGCUCUUCCAAGUCAGGGGAACAAACGAGCUGAACACCAAGGCCAUCGAGGUUCCAGCCAGAGCAAGUGCUCUCAACUCCAACGAUGUAUUUGUCCUGAAGAUGCCCAAUGAAACCUUCUUAUGGUGUGGGAAGGGAGGCAGUGGCGAUGAAAGAGAACUUGCCAAGGGGGUGGCCAAGACACUAGCUGGAAGGGCGUCUGACUACACCAUGGUGCCUGAGGGACAGGAACCGGCCAGCUUCUGGAGUGCACUGGGAGGCAAGGCCUCCUACGCUAACACCAAGUCGUUGGAGACUGAGGUGCCCGACUUUCCCCCGCGCUUGUUCCAAUGCUCCAACGCUUCUGGCAACUUCAUGGUGGAGGAGAUCCAUGAGUUCACGCAAGAAGACAUGGUGCAGGAUGACGUCAUGCUGCUGGAUGCCUACCACACGGUGUUUGUAUGGAUUGGGUCAGGCGCCAAUGAGGUGGAGAAGAAAGAAGCCAUCAAUACUGCCAAGGAAUACAUUUUAUCUGAUCCCAGUGGCCGGGAUGUGGAUGCCACGUCACUGAUCAAGAUCCAGGAGGGUAACGAGCCGUUGCAUUUCACCGGCCACUUCCACGCAUGGAACCCUAACUACUUUAAGGAGUUGCCUAACCUGGAUGACAUGAAGGCCCAGGCCAAGAAGGAUAACGAGAAGAUUGCCAUCACGUCGGCUCCCACCCUGGUGAGACUUGAUCAGGCCCCCAAGAAGCAGGAUGGAGAGGACUUCAACUCCUUACCCAAGUACUCCCUGGAGAAGCUGCAAUCCAAAGAGCUGCCUGAGGACGUGGACGUCAGCAAGAAGGAGUAUCACCUCUCUGCUGCUGACUUUGAGAAGGUCUUCAAGAUGAAAUUUCCGGACUACGUCAAGCUGCCAGGGUGGAAAAGAAACAAAUUGCGAAAGGACAACGGGCUGUUUUAAAAGAAAUGCUCACCAGAGUCACAAGGGAAGAAAAGAAUUAGAGCAAAUAGCGAUAGUGAGUCGUCGAUCUGAUCAUUAUCCAGCACCGAGGUGGUAGUCAAAUCCUCAAAGAGCUAGGAAUUCUCUGAAGGAGUAGCUUUAAACUGUUUUUGUUCAUAUUGGAGGGUUUGGUGCCAAUUAACAGUAGUUGUGUUGAAUAUUCCUCAAAUGAUGGUUCAUUGAGGGUUUGUGUAGCAUUUGGUUUUAAACAAAGAACUGGUGAGCACCAGUGAGUGUAUUUUGCAUCAAUUGAUUAUUUAAAAAAAAUCGCUACAUGGCUAUAACUCACAGAUAUGUUAUUUGAUAACAUUGUGAGGGGAAUAUUUUUUUACCCCCAAAGCUGCAGGAGUCUGAAUGAUUUUGUUUCUUAGGGGAUUUAAAUUUAUGCUUUUUUCUUUUAAAUCUUUGACUUGCGCGUUUAUUAUGUUAAAAUUUGAUGACAGGCUCUUUGAGGAUGAAAAUAUCAUAAAAGCAGGAAAAAGUUAUUUUUAAUGUGAUGCGUUAUUGAAACCAUUGGAGCUGUUUAUUUCUGCCAGUUUUGGAUCAUGUUGUUUUUCAAGUUCUUUCUUUCGAGGUGCAUGGUGGAAAUAACCAUGAAUGUAUGUGCAUGACAAGUUUUGUGGAAAUUUAAGAAAUGGCUCAGGUAUGAGAAAAAGACAAAAUGUUUGCUGUAGAGGCCAGAAGUUAGUUUAGAAUGAAGUAUGUGCAGUCGUUUUUGACUUUGAAAGUUUAUGGCCCGGCUGGAGUUUGUGUUCAGUCUGGUGCCUGUCCACAUGGUUUGCCUAGCUUCAGAAAGUUGAAGUCGGGGAACCGGACUUGGACACAACGUCGUGGCCUCAUCUGGACUCGUGCAUUUCAGUCAACGGCUACGGCUCAUUACUGCGUAGUGUGCAUGGCAGGAAAAAAAGCUGACAGCCAAGAAAUACCCAAUUCAGACACAACCCUUAGGCAAGAAGUGUCUGGCUGGCAAUGUUUUUCAAAAAGGAAGGCUGAUUCCCUUUUUUUCUUUUGCUCAGUGAAUUUUGGCACAUGGGCAAUUUCUGAAAAUGCAAGGUGUGUCAUGUUGUAGAUUGUAUAAUUUUAACAUUUGAAGUGCUGAUACAACUUGUUUGUGAGCAUAGUAGAGAAUGUCUUCGUCCCUUCCAAGAGUGAAGGGAUAUUUAGUGACCCUUCUAGUACAUUUUGUGCUUUCUAAAAUUCCUUUCAUUUGCGGUUAUAAAAGACAAAUUCAGAUUACUCAUAAGGGAUGCGACAAAACUGUGGAAAUUCCCACACUGUCUUUCACAGCGUUGCAUCCUUUUGUGUCUUUCUCACCAAUCCAUUCCCUGAUGCUCAGAUGCUGUUUGUUAGCCUGAGCGGUUUCCCCGUAGAGCUGGCCAUCUGUCAGUUAUACUGUCUGAUAUGGAAUGUUUGAAGGCACGGCUUCAAAGCUGCAGGUUGCAAAACUGCAGAAAGUAUCACCCCCUCACACACACGUUGAAAUAUUUGAGAACGACUGAUGUGGGGCCUUUGUACCCAUGAACAAUUUUGUAUUGCUGGUUAUAAGCUUGAACCACUGCACGAAUGUGGAGUCUGCAUCAUGGGUGUUAAAUAGUGAAGUGCCUUUUGUACACGAUUAUUUUAGAGAUAUUGAGACUAAGUAUAUUUCACCCAUGCAUUUUGGCACAGCUGGUAACAUGUAGGCAAACAAGGUGAUUGCAUUGCUUGAAAUUUAUGGUUUCAAGGUUUGGGGAUAUUUGGUUUUGGACUUAUAUUUUGAAAUCAGCAGUCUAUUUAUCACAAGAUAUUGUUUGAUAGAUGAAAUACUAUAGCAAUAUAAUGGCAAUUUGAUAGCUUAUUAGAAAGAAUAGAUAGAUAUUGAAAUUGCUUAUAACAUAUAUUAUAUAAAAUGCAGAUUUGACAACUAUUUUUAGCAUCAAAGGCGCGCCUACACUUGUUGCCUUGGAUUUCACAAUAUUGAAUUUUCAGAAUAAGCGCCAGAUUUUACUGAGAAUCUAUAUGCUGCAUGCUGCAGCUGUUUAAUCACAUGUAUCAUAGAAAUUAUCAGAUUUACGCAGAUUUUCGAUCAUGGUUAGUAUUGUUCGGGGAUGACCUUUUUUUUCAACAUUUGUAGAAGUGCAAGUCAAAAGUUGAUGCUGUAAAAACACAUUGUACUUAGUUGUAAUUUUCACAUGGGCUGAUUUCUCUUUACAUCCGAGUACACUCACUGAUGUUUCACAUGACAUAGUAAUAUGUUUGAGUGAACUGCUACUCUCUAAUAUACAAAUUCAAGGCCCGAUGCCGGAAAAGUGAAACGUGAAAUUUCAAAGGUUAUCAUGGAAAUGACAAAUUUUUAAAUUCCAUGGAGAGAAAUUGUACAAAAGGUGGAAACUUGUAACUGCUAUGUUUUUCCCCAUAUUCAGAGUAAUAUUGAAGCUCGGCGGGCAUUAGAAUGAGUCCGUUAUUCUGCUUUUGGAUUCCCCUGUGCAAAUUUCAUGGUGAAUGGUCAUUGCCAUGUACUUCAUUCGUGUCCUAAUUUCAGUUACAGUUCUGUUGGAAUUUCAAAGUGAAACUUGGGAAAACCUGUCAUUUUUUCCCAAUUUAGAUUUGUGAUAUUUCAGGUCACUCAAGUAACUUUCUUUUUUUUGGAGGAAGUGUGGAUUAGUUUUGUUUGUAUAUUUUGUGCGUGGUUUUUUAAUUUGUAAUUAUUUUUGUGAGUCACAGUUUUGCCUAAUGCCAUGGCAAAAUGCGUGUGGGACCUCGCCGAUUCUAAAAAUAAGUGGUCAUCUUGAUAUUUUUGAAGUCCUCUUGUCAGAAGCGAGCCUUUGAUCACAGAACAUGGAUCUGAUUGUUUGGCUGAUGCAUAAUGGCCAAUUGAUUUCAAAAAUUUGGGGCAAGUUCACUCACAUCUGUUUGUGUUGAUUUUUGAUUUUGUACCCAUUCAAAGUGUCUGUUUUGGUCUUGAAGUUUUCCUACAAAUUUUUCCUAUGUAGUCACUUGCAUGCCUGGUUUUGCAUUGCUUGGUAUUUCACGCCAAAGCCAGUCACCCUUUAGUUGUACAUAUAGCUUUGUACACACAGUGCAGCCAGAGGUUUUUAGUGACCUCUCAGAUAAAUAGUGAUUGCUAUUUCUCAAAUACCUCAAUUAGGAAAGAUACGUUCUAGUUCUGUUCCAUUAGUCAAAACCGUUUGCUGCAAAAUGCAAAAACUCCUGAUUUUUCUUACAUCUCAGCACCUGUGCCUUCUUCACAACACAUUCCUUCGUAGAACAUUUGUAGCUGGAUGGAAUAUGUGAAAGCUGCCUUACACGAAUUCUCACCUGAUUCGUCUUAAAUACAGUUCAUAUUUGACAGAAACUUUCGGUGGUGCAAGUUUUUGUCAUGGUUGUAAUGCCAAUGCACUUGAUCAUAAGCAGUGGUACAAAAGAAAUACAAUGUAUUGCUGUAGCAGUAUGAGAUACCUGCAGGGGGAUAGUGUAGUGCUUUGCAUGUGUUUGGUUUACGUAGAAGCCUAUUAGUUUGUGCCUUGAGACAGAAAUAAACUUUUUUGAAACAUGCUGAUUAUAAACAGA
Acanthaster planci (crown-of-thorns starfish) is the source of this 6290-nucleotide messenger RNA. Its product is annotated as advillin-like. NCBI's taxonomy places the organism in Eukaryota, Metazoa, Echinodermata, Asteroidea, Valvatida, Acanthasteridae. Gene Ontology annotation, cellular component: actin cytoskeleton; cytoplasm. Gene Ontology annotation, molecular function: phosphatidylinositol-4,5-bisphosphate binding; actin filament binding. The record is from RefSeq and is a predicted model, not a curated record. Gene Ontology annotation, biological process: actin polymerization or depolymerization; barbed-end actin filament capping; actin filament severing.